Messenger RNA from Mauremys mutica (yellowpond turtle), 2176 nucleotides. RefSeq names its product glucose-dependent insulinotropic receptor-like. Lineage: Eukaryota; Metazoa; Chordata; Testudines; Geoemydidae. Gene Ontology annotation, biological process: G protein-coupled receptor signaling pathway. Gene Ontology annotation, cellular component: membrane. The transcript has a single exon. Bases 22 to 1059 code for a protein of 345 amino acids. The record is from RefSeq and is a predicted model, not a curated record. Gene Ontology annotation, molecular function: G protein-coupled receptor activity.
CAUCCUCAUCUCCGAAGGAAGAUGAGCCACGUCUUGUAUGCAGUGUUACAUUCUCUCCUGGGCUUCUUCAUCCCCUCAGCCAACCUGCUGGUAAUUGUGGUUGUCUACAAACUAAUGAAGAAGCAGCAGGGCAGAAGCUACAUCUUCAUACUUAACCUGGCUGCUGCAGACCUGCUGGUGGGAGUGAUGUGCAUUGCAGAGGCACUGGAUGAUAUCCUGGAUGGAGACUUCGACAAGAAUUUAUCCUUUUGUCUCUUGCGGAUCUGCAUGAGUAUGACACCUUGCAUUGGCUCCAUUCUCACCUUGCUCUUGAUUUCCCUGGAUAGAUACCUGGCAGUGAAGCUUCCCCUUUAUUAUCCUGCCCUCUUGAACAAAAAACCCAUCAUCUUCUCUCUCACCAUCCUGUGGGCCAUCUCCAUCUUGUUUGGGCACAUGCCUUUGAUUUCUCCCUCCCUGCAGCAAAGCAACUACACGGGCUACUGUGGGCUCCUGUAUGCAGCCAAGAGUGACUACCUGUAUGUGACCUGCUUUGGGAUCUUCAUCCCUUCCUUGUUGGUCAUGAUCUGCCUGCACAUCUCAGUCGGGAGGAUUGCCUACUCACAGCACAAGCGAAUCUGGCGCACCUGCCUGCAAACAGAACCCCUCACUGCUCACCUCCGCCACUUCAAGGCACUGCGGACAGUACUUAUAAUGAUUGUCGGCUUCACCAUCUGCUGGGGACCUUAUUACCUGGCAGGCUUUGUGCAAGCUACUUGGGACUCCUGCAACCUGGCUGACCCGAUAACGGAGGUCUUAUUCCUGCUGGGAGAAAUCAACUCCCUCAUCAACCCCCUCAUCUAUGCUCUGUACUACAAAGAUAUAAGAAGCCAGCUGCCCAAACUGAUGUGCAAGAAGAAAGGUCAAGUAAAGCCUCUGGCUGUGGUUCACUUUAAUAUCCAAGCCCUUGAUGGUGUAUCCAAUGGAGAGGUUAAGAGACCCGAUUCAUCUGAGGUUCCAGUCCCCAAUGCUACUUUCUUCAACAGUUCUAGCCACUGCAAAAUCGUCUUCUCAGUGUCAUGAUCCAAAGCAGAGGAGAAGCUCUGCAUGAACCACCAGUGAAGUGGAAUGUGAGACUGACAGUUUUCUAGCGUAACAAACAAACAGCCGCCUGGACCUGGAGCACAUUGACUGGUAUCCAGAUUUACUAUUUUCCUUUUUGUCCUCCUCUGUGUUAAAAGGUAGCUGACCUGGCUGGGGGAAAAAUAAUCAAAACUUUGACAAAAAAUGGUGUGGGUAUUGGUGUUUUAAAAUAGCCUGUAACGGUUCUGUUUGGACAACUAAACUCUGCAAUAUUUUACAACCAGUGUUAUAAACCUCAACAUGCCCUGAGCCACUGGUCACUCUUGCUCAGACCUGGGUAAAUCAGGAGUAACUUCUUUUGAAGUUACGUAUUCACGAGGAGCAGUUACACACAGGAUCAUUUCCUGUGUGGGCCAAAGAGACUUUAUUUGCACUUGUUUAGGCAGCAGGUUAUUACUUUCUUUACUUUGUUUGGUGAAGUCCUUUUGUAUAUUCCUGUGCCAGCCACAUUCUGUGAAUGAGUGAACCUGUCAGCCUACCCAGCAGCUGUCUGUUACCAAGUGAAAAUGAGGCCAGGCUCUGUAUUUCCUCUGUAUCAAAAUAUAUUGUGCAUUAGCUAAACAACACAAUUCUGCUUUACCAUAUGCAAAUAUAUUUUCCUGAGCUUUUAAAAUAUAGCGGUGGUCAGAGGGCAGUGGCCAAGACUGGCUGAUGGUUUAUGUGGCUUCAGCCACAUAGUGCUCAGUGGAUUGGUGUCCGUAUCACACAUGCCACCAUAACGAACAUCAUUUGGCAAUCUUAGCAGUGGGGGCAAGGAUCAGGUGGGUAAGGAGCGUGAACCAUCCCUAUAAGAAAUCCCUCCUCGUUAGGGGUAGGAAUGCACUUGAAGGACAAAAUGGGAAAGCCUGCGUUGUUGCUACUGGUGUGCAGAGAAUGUGGUUAAGGCACUGGACAGGAUCUUGGGAGAGCUGGAUCAGUUCCUUGCUCUUUCACUGACAUUUUGUGUAUGAGAGAUCUUGGGCAAGUCACUUAAUCUCUCUGUGCCUCAUUCCCCAGCUGUAAAAUGGGGAUAUUAAUGCUUCCCUUCUGCAUGUCAGUGAUAGGGGUGUGAAGAUAA